Messenger RNA from Cataglyphis hispanica, 2580 nucleotides. RefSeq names its product caspase-1-like. Gene Ontology annotation, biological process: apoptotic process; proteolysis. Bases 1347 to 2252 code for a protein of 301 amino acids. Lineage: Eukaryota; Metazoa; Arthropoda; Insecta; Hymenoptera; Formicidae. The transcript has 5 exons. The record is from RefSeq and is a predicted model, not a curated record. Gene Ontology annotation, cellular component: cytoplasm.
CGCGCGCGCGAUGCGAGGUAGCGUUUUCUGCGACCGAGCGAAAACGCGCGGCAACAACAAACAUCGUCGCCCUUCUCGAAGGAUCUAAGGUAAAAUUGCGACAAACAAGUCACCUAAAAACUGUCGGCGGAAAUGACUAAAUUUCGGGGACCUUCUGGAUCCUUCGAGAAGGCGAUGACAGUAUAAAGGUAAGCCGCCAACCGAGCGCGGCGCAUUCCGCUCAGAGUACUUUGACGCGUGUACGCUACUCGAGUGAAAUAAAGAGUCGGUCUCGUUUAGUGAAAUAGACAUAUUUCAGUGCCGUUGUGUGACUACCGGAGCAACUCCGAGACAGACGAUUUAUCGCUGUUUAUCCGCCGCGUGCGAAUUAUAAUCGUAUCUCGCGUAUGAUUAAUAUAGCAAAGUGUUAAGAUUCUAUUCAUCUUAGAAUCGAGCGCGUCUCGAUACUCGCGGGUGUCGUUGUCCGUCGGCCGUCUCAUUUCGCGCUUGUCUCUUUUGGAGCACGCUCGCUAUAACUUUCGCUCUCAUUUGCUGGUCCUUCGAGCCGGAUCCUGCUGUCCGGUGCCUGUGGGUGUAGUGAGUGCAGGGCCUGUGGUGAUUUUCGUCGGAGCUUCUUCGGUCAUCACAUCCUAAGAGACAAAAAUGAGUAAAGACACGGACUCAAUCAUGCGGACUCAAUUCGAGUUGUACGGCGUAUUGCACGCUCGUACGAAAACUUGCGGAAGUCGGGGUCCGCCAACAUUUCUGUCGAGCUGGUGGAGGCACGACUCCAAGCCCUGGAAGCCAACUGGGCGAAAUUCGAACUCAAUCAUGACAAGCUCGACACAUCCUGGGAGGCCUUACGCGAGACCGACUACGUCAAGAAAGACAUGAUAACAUUAACAGAGGAAACGUACCUCACACAGAAGGGCAUGUUAUCGGGAGCGCUCUACCGUCUCAAAUGCGAGAGAAACGAGGCGUCCGCUGCGAGCACACCGAUAUCACAGCCGCCGCGAACGACCUCAAUAUGAUUAUAUGAAAAUAUAAUUAUAAUUUAUAUUAAAGUUCAAUGCUUUUUUUAUAGGGCAACCAUAUCUAUGGUGGCGACACUGUCGCAAUGACAGCAUUGCAAACAGCGUCUUGGAGAGAUUAGAGAUUGUAUUGUGACGAACUACAACGGUCUACAGACUGUAAACUGUGAGUCAUAUAAUUAUCAACAGAUAUUAUCGCGCGCUUUCUUCUAGAGACGUGCCUCUAUCUUGCUUGCGUAAAAUUGUUUCCGAGCCCGUUUGACUACGCAUCAUUUGAACAAAAUUGCGCAGCAAAGCUAUCUUUUCCCCUGUGAUCGAACCACGAGACGCAACGCCAUGUGUUCCGCCGAGCCCAACAAUAUCAAUAAUGGCGAAAGAAAUAACGACGAUGUUGGCGAUGCGUUUGUAUCAUUGGGGAUCAGCAGGAACAGUAUAACUUCUAGUAUAGCAUCAUUACAAACAUCACCAACUGUACGUUAUGCUACCCAUUAUAAGAUGAAUCAUUCUAAACGUGGUGUAGCUUUAAUCUUUAAUCAAGAAUUUUUCACUGCUGCACAUCUCAAACCUCGCAUUGGUACAAAUGUAGAUUGUGAUAAUCUUAUUAAUACGCUAAAAAAUCUUGGAUUUGAAGUGAAUGAUGUUCAUAACUCUACUCAUGCAGACAUAGUAAAACAGUUAGAAAGAGUUGCAGACAUGGAUCAUUCUGACCAUGAUUGCUUGGUAGUAGCUGUGUUAAGUCAUGGAGAACUUGGUCGAAUCUUUGCUUAUGAUACUUCAUACAAAGCAGAUGGUCUUUGGCAAUACUUCACUGCCGAUAGAUGCCCGACUCUCGCCGGGAAACCUAAACUUUUUUUCAUUCAAGCUUGCCAGGGUGACAGAUUGGACCCAGGCGUCACUCUUAAGGAACGGACAGAAACAGAUGGAUUAGCAUCUGCAACAUAUCGUAUUCCUUCUCAAGCUGACUUUAUGAUUGCCUACUCGACCAUACCAGGUUACUAUUCCUGGAGAAACACUAGCCGUGGAUCAUGGUUCAUACAAGCCUUAUGCUCGGAAUUACGCGAAAAUGGUACUCGUUAUGAUUUACUGACUUUGUUAACUUUUGUUGCCCAGCGUGUUGCCAUAGACUUUGAAUCAAACACACCUGAUAACAUAACUAUGCAUCAACAAAAACAAAUUCCAUGUCUCACUUCAAUGCUGACACGUUUAGUAAAAUUUACAUCUCCAUUAAAUGGAGUUGUAUAGUCAGUUGUAUAAAAGGGGAUAUGAAAAAUGUAUGUGCUUUAUAUUUGUGCCAGUGACAAAUUAUAUAUUAAAACACUUUUUUAUUCUUUUUCUUUUUUUUAAUUACAUUAUUAAAUACAUUAUAUUACAUUAUUAAUUUUUUUCUUUUUCUUUUUUUUUUAUGGUUCUUUUCUUCUCUAAGAGAUAAAUACAACCACUGCCACAUUCAUAAUUAUAUUCUUUUUUAUAUUUUUACUUUUUAUUACUAUAUGAGAGAAAAACAUAUUGUUAUAAAAACAGCUGAUUUUAAAAACAAAACAUUGCAUUUAUAAUGAAUAAAAUAUAAAAU